UGCUGGGAGUUGUAGUUUUAUAACAGCUGGAGGCACCCUGGUUGGGAAACACCACUGUACAUUCUAUCGGGGUCUUCCAACUAGUGAGCAGUGUGGAACAGCGCGACCCGGAAGUCGUUAGCGGCGUGAGGAGACUACUUCCGGGCCGGUGUAAAGUUUUGCUGCACGUUGCUGUAUGGAUGUGUUUAGCGUCCAGGAACAUGGCUUCAGAAGUGUGGAACCGCACGUGUAUCCCCCGGCCUGCCAUCCAGUGCCAGCUGACCGUGCCCUUCGGAGACAGCACAGGUGAUGGAGGGAGAAAAAUGUAUUCAGGACGUGGUGGAGAAAUGUUCUGCCGUUCACUCAUUUUUGAAGAGCCAGGCAUUAAAUGCAGAAGUGGCAACCUUGGAUUCCAUCUUGUAUGUGUUUCACCACAGGCUGAGUGGUCAUAAAUCUUAUCUGGCUUUAAAACAGGUACAACAGUGUACAAGACGCGUAAAGUCAAUGGAUUUAGAAGGGUCCUUAAAAGAAAUUAUGGAAUUGUGCCCAAAGAAAGCAGAUCUUGAAAGUGUGGAGUAUUGCACCGUUCCAAGUCAGCCAAUUUUGGAGCUGGUGUCCAUGAAAAUUUUGGGGUCUUGCAAGUUACUAGUACGUCUGAUGGAUUGCUGCUGCAAGGCCUUUCAUUUAUGUAUACAGCAUCUGAGCUUUAAUGAAUAUAUUGUUAUGAACGUUGUGCUUCUGGCGUUGCUGAGCCGCUUAUGGAUUAUGUACAGGGGACUGUUAAAGCGUCUAAUGGCCUUCUAUAGCGUGCACAUAUGUCUGCAGAAAGAGGUGUCGGACUUCCAGAAGAUGCCAUACUUUAAAGACUUUGUGUUCCCUACUGCCAUUGAAGAGCACAUUGGUUCUGGUUUCAAUGAUUUAUUUAGAAAUAAACUACAAAACCUCUUUACCAAGAAAAGCAAAACACAAAUUCUGAACAAAAUAUUUGACACUAGUAAUGGUAUAAAGGAUAAGCUGAGCAAAAUCAAAGACAUUGGUACAAUAGAAGCACAUGUUGAUGUGGGACUGCCCAUACAGAUGCAGAGAUUUAAAAGAGACACGCUGGACACUUAUAAUGUUAAAGCCUUAUGUCUGCAAGUAAAAGAAGGCAGGCUACAAGGCCUUGGUAGUGAAAAAAAUUCAAACCAGUCCAAGAAACAUUGCAGAAAAAAGUGUGUAAGACAUUUGGUGCCUAAACUUCAGGAAGCUGAAGACUUUAAAGCUCUUUUCAAACAACUGCUUUAUGCCGUAAAAUGGUGUAAAGAGAGAAAGCUGCAAACAGAGGCUGUAUUCUUCAGGAACCGAUAUCUGAGAUGCAACAGACUGCAACAUGCUGAAGCUUUAGGAUACAGCUUAAAGAAAAAGUUGCAAUGGUGGAAGAAGUCCAUGUGUCACAGUUUGCGUGAACAGACUCUAAGAAAAGAUCAUCCAAUGCAGUUUUUAAGGCUGCAAAGAUUUCAACGAACUUGGAAACACAUGGUCACUCUUUCACAAAAACACAGAAGAGUUAAAACAAGGGAUUUGCAAAGAUCUCCAUUGUGUUCAGACCUUUUUUCUGCUGAACAGGUGCCAUCUUCUGCUGCCUCUGUCUUUGCUCCAAGGCCGGUGAUAUCUAGGCUCCAGGAGUCUAGCAGUAUAGGAGCAAACCAAUGUCUUACUGACACAGAUGACAUUGAUGAUAUAUUCUCAUCGAUUGGAAUUUAAUGGACUAUUCUUUGCGGAUGAUAGAAUAAAUUGUUAUAGGAAGCAUUGAAUGUGUACUUAAGGUUUAUUGGCAGUACAUAUUUAAUGUUGUAUAGUCAGACCAAUAAAAUAUGCUUAAGGUCUCCGAA
Hyla sarda is the source of this 1850-nucleotide messenger RNA. It is a transcript of the gene RMP64, whose product is annotated as nucleolus and neural progenitor protein. NCBI's taxonomy places the organism in Eukaryota, Metazoa, Chordata, Amphibia, Anura, Hylidae. The record is from RefSeq and is a predicted model, not a curated record. The transcript is spliced from 9 exons. Gene Ontology annotation, cellular component: nucleus. The coding region runs from base 289 to 1722 and encodes 477 amino acids. Gene Ontology annotation, biological process: positive regulation of Notch signaling pathway.